Leucoraja erinaceus (little skate) is the source of this 3916-nucleotide messenger RNA. RefSeq names its product ubiquitin specific peptidase 28 (gene usp28). Lineage: Eukaryota; Metazoa; Chordata; Chondrichthyes; Rajiformes; Rajidae. Bases 243 to 3680 code for a protein of 1145 amino acids. The transcript has 26 exons. The record is from RefSeq and is a predicted model, not a curated record. Gene Ontology annotation, molecular function: protein binding; cysteine-type deubiquitinase activity; cysteine-type endopeptidase activity. Gene Ontology annotation, cellular component: cytosol; nucleus. Gene Ontology annotation, biological process: regulation of protein stability; DNA damage checkpoint signaling; protein deubiquitination.
UGGAGCGUCGGGGGCGCGCUCGGUAGCGGGGACGGGAGUGUUUGUGUCUCCCUCUGUGUCUCUCUCUGUCUCCGCGUCUCUGCCGCCCGCACGGAGCCGCAGCCUCGGGAACGCACUCGUCACCAACUUGGAAGAAGAAAGUCAACAAAUAGUUUGCGGGACAGAAGGAGAAGGAGAAGGAGAGAAGGAGAGAGAGAAGGAGAGAAAGCAGGAGAGGGAGAAGGAGAGAAGGAGAGGGCAGGAUGACGGCGGGGGAGAGCCGGGCGGAGCGCAGCGUCGACAACAACAAGACCAGUUGUUUAAUCAUCAGCCAACUGAGGGAGAUCACGGGAGUCCACAACAAUCAGCUGCUGCAGAAGGCCAUCCAGAUCAGCGGUGGUGACAUAAACCAGGCGGUGAGCUUCCUCACUGGGGAAAGUGCCAGGGAACCAGAUGAUGGCACGUCAGCCAAUGAAGCCGAGAGUGAGAGUAGCGGAGCCACAGAUAACCAGUCACGGGGCAGUGUCAUCGAUCUGACUGGUGAUGAAAAGGAGGAUCUGCAAAAGGCGAUCGCUCUGAGCCUGAGGGAAAGCGACAAGAAGGAAAGUGGGACCGCUGAGAUUCAGGACCUUGACCAAGCGGGGGAUGUGAGUGGGGGCGAGAGUAAAGCUGGGUUGAAAAGAAGGAGAUGUGAAGCCUGGGGGGAUUCCCCCAACCCACACGAUCGCAAACGGGACGACAAGUGGCCUGUGGGUCUCAAAAAUGUGGGCAACACCUGCUGGUUCAGUGCUGUGAUUCAGUCACUAUUCCAACUGCCUGUGUUCCGUCGUCUUGUACUGAGCUACAAGGUUCCACAAAAUCUACACCAAGCCUGCAGAAGCCACACUGAGCUGCGAAACUUGGCCUUCAUGCAGGAACUGCGCUGCCUGUUUGCAUUGAUGGUCGCCUCCAAACGCAAGUACGCCGAUCCCUCAAGUGCAGUAGAACUCCUGAAAGAUGCAUUUCGAUCGAGUGAAGCACAACAGGAUGUGAGUGAGUUCACGCACAAACUGUUGGAUUGGUUGGAGGAUGCAUUCCAGUUGACAGCGAGUGCCAAAAAUUUACACAAAAAGACUCAAAAUCCAAUGGUGGAACUCUUCUACGGAACAUUUUUGGCUGAAGGCAUUCAUGAUGGCAAGAUGUUCUCCAACAUUGAAACGUUCGGGCAGUAUCCUCUUCAAGUUAAUGGUUUUGACGACCUCCACGAGUGCCUAGAAGGAGCCAUGGUGGUCGGAGAGAUUGAGACUCUGCAUUCUGAUCAGUCGGUCAGAUCUGGCCAAGAGAACUGGUUUACAAAACUGCCUCCUGUAUUGACCUUUGAACUCUCUAGAUUUGAGUUCAAUCAGUCCUUGGGAAGGCCGGAAAAAAUCCACAAGAAACUGGAAUUUCCUGGCAUUGUUUAUAUGGACAGGUACCUACACAAGAACAAGGAGCUUACCCGCAGCAGAAGGGAAGAGGUGAAGAAGCUGAAAGAACAAUCAACGGUCCUCCAGCAGCGAUUGGAGAGAUACCUGAACUAUGGGUCUGGGCGUAGUGGGUUUCCGCUUGCUGAUAUGUUGCAGUACGUCUGGGAGUUUGCCAGCACUAAACCAUCCAUCGUGCCACCAACACAAGACACCGUGGCUACCUCGCUCCCAAAGUCACCGCCCGACACCAGCCUCACACUGCCCGUGCAAACCAGCCUGGCAGAGCUGACUGCCGCUGAGCCCGCUGAAGACACGGGUCCUGUGGGCACAGCCCAGCUACAACGUGCCACUCUACACAAGCCAUUCACACAGAGCAACCCUCCCAUGGAGAUGCCUGCCCACCCUGCACCCAGGAACAUCACUGCACAUGAGCUUGCCUUCCUGGACAACUGCCUUCAGCGCUGGAGAGCUGAGGUGGAGAAUGACAUCACAGAUCUGAAAAACAAGAUCAACGAGAUCAAACAUUCAAUUGACCAGAUGUACACAGACAGUCUCAUGUGUCAGGUUCCUUAUCGGCUUCAUGCCGUGCUUGUACAUGAAGGCCAGGCCUCAGCUGGCCAUUACUGGGCGUACAUCUACGACCAUAGUGAGAACAUGUGGCUGAAGUACAACGACCUCUUGGUGGCCGUGUCGUCCUGGGACGAGCUGCAGAGAGAUUCAUAUGGAGGGUCUCGCAAUGCCAGUGCGUAUUGUCUGAUGUACAUCAAUGAUAACUUGCCCCAACUCAUUGCAGAGGACACAGAUGUGGAAACUGGCCAGAGUUUGAGAUCCAUCCAUACCCUUCCACCAGAACUUGUGGAGUACGUUCGUGAAGACAACCGGCAUUUUAUGCAGGAACUGGAAGAGUGGAAUGAUGAGCAAGUCCGAAAAAUCCCACAGAAGGAACUGGUUGCAAUGUCUGCAGAACAGGAGGCUGGGGGCAGCACUGCAGAAGAAGAGAGCGUUGCCAGCCAGCAGACAACAUGUUGUGCUUCUGCCAAGCAUGCUGUGAUGGUGAAGGAUCAAACUGCCCAGGCCAUUGAGAAAGCUGCAACCUCAUACGAGAAUGUUGGUGCUAAAGCUGCAUUGAAGGAGUCUGAAACAGACCAGGAGACCACGGAAACCAAAGAGAACUCUGAGGCUGAAGCAGAAUGGGAGCCGGAGGCAGAGAUGCUGAGUGGGCUGGAACAGGCGUCCGAAACUGCUGGUACCCAGAUAUCAGAGGUGGACAUUCCAAAUGUGGGGAAGGUGCAGGUUCGCCAUGAUGCUGAUGGCUACAACGAGGAGGAGAUGUUGAGUCCCGCCAUGCAGGGCAUCAUUCUAGCUAUUGCCAAGUGCAGGCCAGUGUAUGAUCAGGAUGGUGCAGAGGCAGGGCUCGUCAAGGCAUUCCAUGAAGAAUACUCCCGCUUGUUUGAUCUGGCAAAGGAUGAGCCGACACCUCAGAACGACCCUCGGCUUCAGCACGUCCUCGUUUACUUCUUCCAGAACGAGGCCUCCAAGCGGGUCAUCGAACGAACUCUGCUGGAACAGUUUGCAGAUAAAAACCUGAGUUAUGAUGAAAGGUCUAUAAGUAUCAUGAAAGUGGCGCAGGCAAAACUAAAUCUGAUCGGCCCAUCAGACAUGGACAUGAAGGAAUACAAGGAAUGGCACGACGACUACAGUUUGUUUCGGAAAGUUUCUGUCUACUUCCUCACUGGACUGGAAUGUUACCAAAAUGGAAAAUGCCGUGAAUCACUAACGUACCUGGUCCACGCAUACCACAGCAACCUGAAGCUGUUGAAGAAUGGGAAGAAACGGGGCGUUGAUGAGACUUUGAUUGGUUACUACAGGAGAAAGUGCCUUUUGGAGCUGAACGCACAUGCUGCACAGUUGUUUGAAAGUGGGAAUGAGAGUGAUGUAGCGGAGGGACUGAGCAUAAUGAAUGACCAAGUCAUUCCAUGCAUGCAUCUGAUAGUCAACCAUGAGCUCUCUGAAGAAGACCUUGGUGCUGUGGAGAUGAUGAGAAACCACUGGUGUUCCUUCCUUGGUGAAGACAUGGAUUCACAUCUGCAGGAGAAACUCACUGAAUUCCUUCCAAGGCUGUUGGACUGUUCUGCAGAAGUUCGAAUCCUUCGAGAGCCCCCAAAGAUCCGGCCAAACUCACCCCACGACCUGUGCAAUAGGUUUGCGGCAGUAAUGGAGUCCAUCCACAGCACAUCACCGGUCACUGUCAAAUAGCUCUGCAACUGGCCGCAGGCAACUGGAAUCUUCAAUACUUGACCCUGUGGUCUUUCAGCACCAAAGCACUUCAGAAUAAUUUAUACUGUAGCUAAUUGUCACGCACUGUAAUCUGUUAUAUCAGGAGUGGGAGAGUGGAGGAAUAGCAUUAGUUACAUGAAAUACAGGGUGCCUUUAUUUUCACCCAACUUUGUAUUUUGUAUUGGUUGUGCAAUAAAAUGCUACUUAUAUUUUAA